AUGGCAAGCACGGAGGGUGACAACUCUGACGGAUCUACAGAACCGAUGCCGGAUAGGCGGUCUCCACCAGCGUAUAGAAAUGGUCCACCAAUUUUUUGUCUAAUGGAUAUUAUUCGACCUGUCAUUUCUGCUGACGAAUUUUUUCGCCGUCCACGAGUAGCCUUUAGUGGUGAUCUACUAACUCAAGCUAAUCCGGGCGACUACUUUAUACCGCUGCUCAUUGCGGCACCGAUGCUCAUUCUGCAUGCAAAGCACACGGAAGAACUGAACCAGGACUAUAGAAGGAGCUUCCUUUCCAGGCUCGAUUUUCCGACCCUACCGAACACGGAUCCACCGGAGAUUAUUGAGGAAUUGACCAUGUUUUUACGAGAAGCCGAUACAUUGGAGGAGUGUCAGGAAAGAUUCGCGACUGUCUCCACACGUGUAGUUUUUGAAGUGCUGGUCGACGUGAUCCAAGCGGUACAGUUCUUGUUUGUACCCAUCUCCAAUGAUACAGCAAUGGCAAUGCUUAACGUGGACUUUAUCAAUCAUAAGUACGGUGGAUUGAACGAUGCCUUUCCUCCAGCCGACUCGGAGAGUGCCUACGUGAAUCAAGUGACUCAAGAUAUCAUCGUGGACGACUUUUAUAAGCGCCGAGCUCCAAACAUCCUCCACUACCUCUGGUUCAAGGACCUAGAAAACCUGGUGGACAAGGAGGUGGGACUUGUUUUUCGAUUCCUUGUACUCAAUCUCAUGCAAAUGCUGAGGCAAUACUGCUUAGCUGCUGGCGCUUCGACUGCUGGUGUGGAUGAGGGCCAAUUCCUGCUCAUUGAUUACGCACAAAUGCAUGCUGGCGCCAUAGAGGAGGUACUCCGAGUCCUGGGCAAUAAACUGGGCAGGUAUUUAAUUCGUGCACCUGCUGCCUUCCAUCGGCAGGUCUAUCAAGAGUCGCCAUUGCGUGAAUUGUCAGAAUUGGUUAUCGGUGGCAAAUUUCUCAUAAAUCUACUGCUAAUGAACCAACCAGAUGUGUGGUUCCCCGCGGCCGAGGUGCAAGAUUUUAUCCUUCAUGACCAACCUGAUUGCAACUUCCACGUGGAGCAAUGCAUCUGUCAGCCCUUUAAAUCUCACUUUCCUCAUGUGGUUGAAAGCAUGACGGCUGGCGACUCACCAUGA
Echinococcus granulosus is the source of this 1152-nucleotide messenger RNA. RefSeq lists its product as hypothetical. The transcript has a single exon. Bases 1 to 1152 code for a protein of 383 amino acids. The record is from RefSeq and is a predicted model, not a curated record. NCBI's taxonomy places the organism in Eukaryota, Metazoa, Platyhelminthes, Cestoda, Cyclophyllidea, Taeniidae.